AUGCCGGGCAUUCCGGGCCAUCAGCGCAAUGUAUCACAAGGACAACAUGUGAGUUUUCGAAUUUCUGAUAACUUUUUCGAAGUCAGACAAUUUUGAAAGGAAGAUUUUUUCUAUCAGAACUCUUUUGUUAUUUAUAACUUUGUUGAUAAUUAAAAUUUAAAAAAAAAAUCCAAAUUGGCAUUUUUUCAGGGGUUUCUUUGACUUUAGGAUUUCCUUUCUCAAAAGCCAGGUGGUUGUGCAGGUUGAGACUCUCAGGGGUUUUAUUUGGUACUUUGAGAAGUGUUCUGACCAAUUUUCAGGAAUUUCCAAAUUAAAUUGACCUUCCUAAUAAGGUUCUAACGAAUGUUUCAGCUCAUCGUGGAUAGAAACGAAUCAGGAGACGAGGAAGAUUUGGAGAAGGCCCGGUCUCACAAAACAGAAACGACGAUCUGCGAAGUCGAGGCGCCGUUUGGAAACGGAGGCGUGUAUCCGGGCGGCAGCUCGCCCUACGUCGUCAGUCGUCCUCAAGACAACAAAGCCAAGUUUGUAUUUUCUUCUUGGGUCAUGCCAACUGAGUGUUAUGAAUCAGCGGAGAGCGUGGACAAUAAUUCUUCGAAACUUAAUUUUAUGAGGUAUAAUCGUAUUGCAUUUCUAAAAGAUCAGCUUCUUCUUCUUCUUUCUGCGCAAAGUCGGAAUGGUGUAUAAUGGCCGCUGAAAGGGAGAAGCUCAAAAAAGGCAGCAAAAAGUCCCUUUUCCGAGCCUUCGUUUUUUCUGCGACUUCGAAGGCUUGAGAAAUGGUGGAAAAGAGGCAGCAAUAAUGAUGCAUAAAACCCGAUGAAAUGGCGCAAAAAGGUAGAAAAAAACAAACCUCUAUCAACCUAAAAGGAACAUUUCUAUGGAGCAUUUUUCCACUCUUUCCGACUUUUCCUAUGUCUAUAAUUUACUCGCGGCUGAAGAAACCAUCAAACCUUGAAAAAAGUCUGUGUCGUGUGACAUUCCUCCAUUUUUGGAAUUUCUAUUAUCCCGUGUUCAAAGUGAUUCCGCGAAACCGAAAAUGGCCGCCAGAGAAAGAAAAAUAUAACUAAAUUUUGGAGAGUCAGAGAUCAUUUUGCAUUUCGCAGAAAUUACUUUAAACACGACACUAGCUUCUGAGAAAGGUUUUUUUUUAAAAGGAGUUUUUGUAAUAGUACCGAUUCCAAUUCUUCACAUUGAAAAAUUUUUUCGAGAAAGUUUAAAAAGCUUCGGCCAACCACCAUGUGUAACUGUGACUAAAAAAAAUACUCCUUUUACAUUAUCCUCUCUGAAAAUAAUAAAUUUUCUUCUCCUCAUGAUAAUAGCUUGUUCAUAGAUCAAAAUGAACUCCACCAGUUCACUUCACUCUAAGUUUAUUCCUCAAAAAAAAAAAAAAAAAUCGUACACGUCCAAAUGAUUGAAAAAAGUAUCUGAAAAAACACGUUAAAAAAGUAAAUCAUUCGCUAGGAUAUAAUUGAUUUUGCCCUUUCUGAUAAAAUAAGGCUUUAUGAGAAGAUAGUAAUAGAGAAGAAACAAUUCCAGUCGAAAAAAAAGGCGAAUUUUAGUCUUUUCGAGUUUCAGGAAAAUGGCGGAAAAUCCUUUUCUACUUUAUUCAUAGAGCCUCAUAUUUUUAAAGGUUUUGGGAUGCUAUUAGAAAUUUUGAAGCAAGAUUGCUUUUGCUGUUAUUUUCCUUUAGAAAAAAAUAGUUUCUUCUGUGAGUUUUCUUUCCUGGCUUUAUUAUUUUUCUUCACGUACUAUUUAUUUUAACGAGGGAAAUUUGAAAAUAUGCGGCUCGAGGUUUUAUUUUAAAAGUGCCUAACAAAAAAUCUCCUUUUCUGUUGGACCUAAGUCAUCAUAAUUCGUUGAUUUGGUCUAUCUUAUUCAAUCGUAAAAUUAGGUAUGUCUUCUUCAUUCGGUAAUUUUGUUCAAUAAUGAGUAUUUCUAAUGACAUUUUUGGGAUUCCAGAGGUCUGUGCCACGAUCCGCAUCUUCGCGCCAACAUUCGGGUCAUACUCGGCUCCGUUCUCUUGACCGUAGCCGGCAUAGGUAUUUUCAAAAUCCAUUUGCUGUCAAAAUUUUCAAAUUUUUAGUUCUUCUCGUCCUUGGCUGCAUCGUCGCUUUUCAAACACAAGAAGGUUUUUUUUUCUCAAGAAAUUUUUCUUGAAUUUCAUAAAAUCAGCUGUCUAUCUGGCCAGGGUCGCAGUGGGAGUUAUAUGUAUUUUUUCACGCUGAUUCCAAAUCUGGUCUCAUCAUAUCAUAUGCGAGCUUUGGAAAAUCAUAUCUACUCUCAGAAAAAAAAUGAUCAGUUUUCUGUUACCAAAAAGACAGGAUAUCUUUCAAAACUGAGCGCAACACAUUAAUUUUCGACUUUUCAAGAGCCAUAAAUUUUUUCGCAGACCUCCGUGGCAGUUUUUGAGAGCAGAUUUGGAAUCUGCGUGAAAAACUAAGUUUAGUGAACUUGGUCUCACUGUGACCAGAGACCAUUCCCUGGUGAGAAGAUAAUAAAUAAAGAUUUUAGAUAUGCGAGUGAAGAAAAAAAAAUCUCAUUAUCAUCGAUCGUUUUGAUAUUCAGAGUUUUUUCUGCGAUGAUAAACUUUCUCAAAAUGGCAAAAAAGCAUCAGUUAUUGAGCUCGCAUCGAUUGUACUUUUUAAACAUUUUCAAAGUUUUCAUGAAAGAUUUUGGUUCAAGAUGAAUAUUUUGAAGAACGCGACACGGCAGGAAUGCAACAUUGGGUGUUUUAUUUCGCCGGAUUCGUCUGCUUCAUUCCUGGCUUCUAUCACGUCUACUACGUUGUCUGUACAUUGUGCGGUCGUCCUGGCUACUCUUUCGACAAACUUCCAACUUUUAACCGCACAUAA
Caenorhabditis auriculariae is the source of this 2849-nucleotide messenger RNA. The record is from the annotation of a GenBank genome assembly. Lineage: Eukaryota; Metazoa; Nematoda; Chromadorea; Rhabditida; Rhabditidae.